This is a messenger RNA of Symbiodinium natans, 1119 nucleotides long. Lineage: Eukaryota; Dinophyceae; Suessiales; Symbiodiniaceae. The record is from the annotation of a GenBank genome assembly.
AUGGACGACAGGAUCAAGGUCCGGGUUUUGCGCGGGCUCUCUUCACGCGUUGUUGCAGAGAUGGAGAUGGAUAAACGUGCUCUCGUUUUCGACCUCAUGAUGGCGAUCAAGCGGGAGAUAGGUUUGCACUACAGACGCCAACGCCUUCUCUACGACCAGCAGCCUUUAGGUGAGGCUCAGAUACUCGGCGAGGCCCUUUCGGGCCCGGAGGCUGAGGUGUCCCUGGUACAUGUCGACCACCGCAAGUUGGAGCUAAUUUCAGACCGUGACACUCUGCAAGUAAUGUUGAAAUCGGAUGGGGAUGCCCUCGCCUUCGCGACGAAGGACCUCCGAUCAGAGCGGGAUAUGGUGCUGGCCGCCGUGACUCAGCGUGGCACUGCCCUGCGCCACGCUCGUGGAGAGCUGACGAACGAUGAGGAGAUAGUGGAGAGGGCCGUAGCCAACGACGCCAUGGCGUUCGGCUAUGCCGGGAAGGUCACGCGGAAAGCCAAAGACCUGGUCCGGAAGGUUCUGGAAGCAGACUGCGAGAUGCUGCGCUACGUCCAUACGGAUUUUCUGAACGAUCCAAAGUUUCUCAUGCAGUACAUCGAGCGGCAAGGUCUCUUGUUGAAGUACGCCAAACGGCAGACCAAAGAGCUAGCCUUGGCCGCUGUGGCGCAGAACGGCUUGGCCCUGGAGUUCUGCAAGAGACCCGACCUCUCCAUCGUGGAAACUGCUGUGGCCCAGAAUGGCCAUGCCCUCCGCUUUGCCAAAAAAGAGUUCGCGACAAACCUCACAGUCGUCCUUGCAGCUGUUGGGCAGAACAUCCAUGCCCUGAAGCACGUCGUCGACAAGGACCUGGUGUGCGAUGCCGUCCGAGAAUAUCCGGAAGCCCUCAAGUUUGCCAGGUCCGAGUACCUCGCCGAUGCUGAAGUGGUGUCUGCUGCCUUUGACGCCGACAAGUCCAGCCUGAGGUAUGCCAGCAAGCCUGCUGUGCUUGAGAUGAUCUCCCGCUAUCCAGACGACGACCUUUUGCAAUACGCAAAAGACAGCAUCCGAGUCGAUGCAGACGUCGUGGCCGCCGUGGAUUCUAAAGGCGCCUGCGUUGAUGCAGACGUCCUGGCCGCCGUUCAGGCGUAA